UUUGAAGCGAUUGCUGUCCUGUGUCACGUGAGGCGAAAACUAGAUUCGGACGCGCACUGCCGCAGUUUGGCUAACCAACGUGCCAACUAACCACCGGGUUUCGAAAGGUUGUCGUUACGAUGAAAGCGAAUCUAAGUACAUUGAAAAGAAAUCGUAACUUGCUCAUUUCUUAACUGAUGUUUAGCACUUUUUUUCCUGGCCCAUGUAAAAGCAUUUUCCGUUUAUAAAGAACAUUUCAUUUUUGAAAAAAAAUGCGCAUAUAUUUUGGCCAGAGAAAGCGUUUUCACAAUUGCCUUGUCGUAAUUGUACGGCGUUAUCCGUAGCUGUAUGUCGUACAAAAAAAUUGCACCGGGAUCCAAGUCGUCUUGGUUUCCGUGCUGUCCACACACGGAAUGUGCUGCGGACAUAGCCGAUUUAGCAUAGCGUCCCCAUAGACACAAAAUGCCCUACUCAUCUAUUUAUAAUUUAUAUCUGCGUCUGCCUGACUCGCUUCACCACAGAAGAAAAAGAAAAUACGACAGAAGAAGUCAAAGCGAAAAUGGUUGACAGCUACUAUAAAAAUAUUUGAAAAACUGCAUAGUAGUUCUCGUGUAGAAUUGAAUGCUCUACUUAUACGACUACUGUAGCUUUAUUUUAUGAUAAGCACAUGUCGAUAGGGUGUAACUUUUACUGGCCGCCGACAAUCUGGAGGGUCCGCAGAGAAGCGACAUGAAGACUGUCAUCAUCAGCAGCAGCAGCAGCUCUGAUUGUGACUCUGAUGAAGACGAUUCGGAUGUGGAAUUUGUCUGCUCCUACCACAUCUCUGCUACCGAAACACAGUCCAGAACGGCGGGGCGAGCUGACGUCCGUGGCGCCUCGAUCAACCCUGUUGUUUCAGUUGGAAAGAAAGAAUCAACCCAGAUGUGUCCAGAGGUUAAGUUGCAUGAAAACCAGACAGACUUCUAUGCGACCAGUUUGAAGAAGCGUGGACAAGAGGAGGAGAAUGCACCGAGAACAACAUCGAACAUUUCAAAUGAACCGGAUUUACAUACACACGCAUCAUCUGAGGAGGACUAUGGGAACUUGAAGCCAAAAUCAGAAGCGAUAUCUUUUCAGUUCGAAACAGAACUUCAUUCCAGAGUACAUGUACCAGAAAAAAUGCACACUCUAGAAAUGGGAGAAAGAGAAGGCCCACAUUCAGGACAGAAAUCUUCUGUUUGCUUCAAUGAGGAUAUCAUUCAUACGUUACAGUGUCCUGGACAACUACAGGGAACUCGUGUAGACAAAAUGGAUGACGUGUCUUCAUCGCAGCACGUCCCCUCUUCAUGGCAGGGGACAGAAGAUGUGACUGAUGCGAAGUCAAAUAGCUUUGAUCCCCUUACCCAGAGCAUUGCGGUUGACUAUGUAAGGUCGAAAAGCGAGGACUUGGAAGACUUUUGGGCAAAUGGAGAUGAAGCAGAUAUAGACAGUCCACCACAUUUCAUGUGGCAAGAGGAGAGUAAUGAAGAAGGGAAUCCUGAAUUUGAAUUCAGGGGGGGCAGUCAGAAUGGAUGGAAUUUUGUGUGCCCUGUUAUGUUCCAGAGAUUAAUUGAUGGAUUAGCACACACCCUGGUGCCUGAGGAGAAUGUGAACUGUGAAACCUCAAAGGUGGAAUGCCAGCAAAGGCUCAGCCUAGUUUAUAUCACCAUGGACGAAAACUACCAUGAAGGCACCUUGCAGCUGUUGUCGGGCCUCCUCCGUCCUGGCUAUGGUCCCCCCAAGGAUGUUAUGUCCCACUUGCUAAGUGGCAUCCUGCUUGACCCACUGUGUCCACAUGACCUUUGUGUACAGGCCUGGAAUCUGUUGAUGAUGGCACAAAGAUACCACCUGGUUGAUAAAAACACAGUUCCAUGGAGCUGGGAGAUGUUGACUUCAGUCAUGUCCAGUCAGGACAAGGAAAAGAACCAUCGACCGGAGGUGGUGCGUAUGCUCCUGGAGUAUAUUGUGCAGACUUUAGAGGAUGACUUCUCUUACAACAAGUCUAGGUCUAUCCAUCACUCCAUAGCAAAAGCUACAUUGUCAUGCAAUCAGCUCUUCCCACAAGUACAGGAUGUUAUCCAGUGGCUAAUUUCUGCCGUCAUCAAAUCGACUCAAUGUGGAGAGAGUAGUGAAGCUGGCAGGGAAAAAGAUGAACAUAUCAGAAUUGUGUCCAUUCUCCAGCGGAUGUUGUGUCUCGCUUUAGAAGUAGAUUGCUCUCCUGCACUAACCGCACCAAAGUUGUCUCAGGAGCUCUUUUUCGCACUCAUCAGCACCGAGCACCAACGAGCACAGAGACUACUGCUGCUGAACAGUCUGCAGAGCAACCUGCUGAGAAUGAAGCUGCUGGAACGUCUGCUGAACUACGCGUGUCUGCACAAAACACCUUUGCCCAUGUCGUUCAGUCGCUUGCUGUACUUUUUAGAGAACUGCACAUUGGCUGCAGACCCAACGGAUAAUGGUGAGUGUUGGAAGAAAUGGGAAGAGUUGGUUCAACACCUUUGGAUGUUGCUAGUCAGCUAUGACGCAUCUAUAAAAGGAUAUCUGUACGGCUCAGUCAACAACCAAAAAACCCUGGCUGGCUCCUUGGUUUACAAACCCGAUGAUACGCUAACAAAGGCGGCCAUUUGUGAAGCCGUGGAGGCCUUCCUCGCAAGAUCCCAGGCAGACGUCGGUCAAGCGUUGCCUCCUCACGUGGAGGAGUCCCUCACUUACUUACAGGACUUCCUGCUAGAUGUCUGUGAAUAAUAAAUGAGGAAAUUGUUACUUUUGUUAAAUUUUGUCAUUUUAGUUGUCUGUAAGAAAUUUUAUUUUUAUAACAACAAAGAAAAACAUUAUUUUCUGUAACUGUUUUCUUUAUAGUAUAAUUAUAUUCUUUAUAGCUUUAUAAAUAUACAUAAAAUAUACUUACUACUACCCCUUU
Molecule: messenger RNA, 2917 nt
Organism: Syngnathoides biaculeatus (alligator pipefish)
Lineage: Eukaryota; Metazoa; Chordata; Actinopteri; Syngnathiformes; Syngnathidae
Gene: simc1
Product: SUMO interacting motifs containing 1
Exons: 10
Coding region: 709-2742 (677 amino acids)
Source: RefSeq, a predicted model, not a curated record